Molecule: messenger RNA, 486 nt
Organism: Phytophthora nicotianae INRA-310
Lineage: Eukaryota; Oomycota; Peronosporomycetes; Peronosporales; Peronosporaceae
Exons: 1
Coding region: 31-291 (86 amino acids)
Source: RefSeq, a predicted model, not a curated record
UUUUUCGCGGACAGCUGAAGCGCCGCCACAAUGGACGGGAGGUCGCUGGCUUGCGAAUUGGUACGAGCAAGAGCUGAUGAACUGGAGGUCAUGCGGGACAAGAUAGAGAAGAUGAAUGCGACUCUGGACAAGUUGUUGAGAGUUCAGCUGGAGCUACUAUCUAUUGUUGAAGAGCAUGAAGAACGUAACUACGCGUUGGCAGCAGAACUUGGGGACGGAGGCAUUGCGCAAAAUGGCCGACUAUCGUUUCGGGUGCUAUUUGAAAUGGCAAUUAGCAGAUUGAAAGGCUAACGGGUACGUAAAUCUGUAUUAAUUGUUAAUGCAGCUUUAAAAGGCUAGUAUUUGAGCUGGUCGACAAAUUGUUGCUCUAUAUGUCUCACCUUGUCGGUAGUGGAGCGCGAAGCGCGUUGCUCUUUUUGAGUUUCACAUGAUAACCCUUAACAUUCUCAGCCUCAUCACCUUGAUGCUGUCCUCGAAUACAUUGCA